Molecule: messenger RNA, 1005 nt
Organism: Paramecium tetraurelia
Lineage: Eukaryota; Ciliophora; Oligohymenophorea; Peniculida; Parameciidae
Exons: 6
Cellular component (GO): cytoplasm; nucleus
Molecular function (GO): protein serine/threonine phosphatase activity
Source: RefSeq, a predicted model, not a curated record
AUGAAUAAGGAUGGUAAAGGUGAAAUUGAUGUGGACAAUAUUAUUGAAAGGUUGCUCAGUGUGAGAGGAAGCAAGCCCGGAAAGAAUGUCAAUCUUAGUGAAGCUGAAGUAAGAGGUCUUUGCAUCAAAGCCAGAGACAUUUUCAUAUCCCAACCCAUCUUGUUAGAAUUGGAAGCUCCUUUAAAAAUAUGCGGAGAUGUACAUGGAUAAUAUUUUGAUUUGUUGAGACUUUUUGAAUACGGAGGAUAUCCACCUGAGAGCAAUUAUUUAUUCUUAGGUGAUUAUGUAGAUAGAGGCAAAUAAUCAUUGGAGACUAUUUGUUUAUUGCUAGCUUACAAGAUCAAGUAUCCUGAAAACUUCUUUCUUUUGAGGGGUAAUCACGAAUGUGCAUCAAUCAAUAGGAUCUAUGGAUUUUAUGAUGAAUGCAAAAGAAGAUACACAAUAAAGUUAUGGAAAACAUUCACAGAUUGUUUUAAUUGUCUACCAGUUGCAGCAUUGAUAGAUGAAAAAAUUCUAUGCAUGCAUGGGGGAUUGUCUCCUGAACUUUCAAAUUUGGAAUAAAUAAGACGAAUUAUGAGACCAACAGAUGUGCCAGACACUGGAUUAUUGUGUGAUUUGUUAUGGUCAGAUCCAGACAAAGAUGUGUAAGGUUGGGCAGACAAUGAGAGAGGAGUGUCAUAUGUUUUCAGUCAAGAAAUUGUACAAGUGUUCUUAAAAAAACAUGAAUUGGAUCUCAUAUGUAGAGCACAUCAGGUUGUUGAGGAUGGAUAUGAAUUCUUUUCAAAAAGAUAAUUAGUCACAUUAUUUUCAGCACCAAACUAUUGUGGAGAAUUUGACAAUGCUGGUUCUAUGAUGUCAAUUGAUGAAUCCUUGAUGUGUUCUUUCUAAAUCCUAAAGCCAGCUGAAUAAGGAUAGGGAGCAGCUUAAUAACAUAAAACUGGUAAUGCAAAGUUCGUAAAUUGAUAUAUAUAUAUUUAUUUUACAAAUUUUUCAUUACAUUUAUUU